GGGACUUGUGGUGAGUGAGAUUGUGAGACCAUUAGCUUACGUAUCUUCUUGGUCUUCCACAAAUGGCUCUCAACUCCAAGUAACCUCACACACACACACACACACCCCACUCUCAAUCACCAUGGCUUUAGCUCCAAGCAGCCAUGUUUCUCUCUACACUUCACCAUUACCAAAAGCCAUCCUCACCACCACCACCACUGCUGCUGCUGCUGCUACUUUCUUUCAAACCAACACCAAGCCAUGUUUUUCACUCAAGAGCUCUUUGUUUUUGAACAAUUCAACCUCUUUUGCCAAUACCCUUUUGGCUAAACCAUCUAAUUUGAUUGUAAGAGCUGAGGCUGAGACCGCUGAGAGUGGUUCCAGCCAAGGAGAAGGAGAAGAACAACCUUUUGAAGAGUAUGAGGUUGAGAUUGUUCAACCUUUUGGAUUGAAGUUUGCUAAAGGUAGAGAUGGUAGGACUUAUAUCGACGCCAUUGCGCCAGGCGGCGAGGCUGACAAGACUGGGAAGUUUAGUGUUGGUGAUAGAGUCAUUGCCACCAGUGCAGUUUUUGGGGAUGAAAUAUGGCCUGCAGCUGAAUAUGGCAGAACAAUGUACACAAUUCGCCAAAGAAUCGGUCCAUUGCUCAUGAAAAUGGAGAAGAGAUAUGGGAAGGUAGACGAUGGUGGCGAAUUGACCGAAAAGGAGAUCAUCAGGGCUGAAAGAAAUUCUGGUGUGAUUAGCAAUAGAGUGAGGGAAAUUCAAAUGCAAAACUACAUGAGGAAAAAAGAGCAGAAACAGCAGCGAGAAAUCGAUCUUAGAGAAGGGCUAAAAUUUUACAAUAAUGGCAAGUAUGAGGAAGCUUUGGAGAAGUUUGAGUCUGUUUUGGGAUCAAAACCAGAAUCAAAUGAAGCUUCAGUAGCUAGUUACAAUGUUGCUUGCUGCUAUUCUAAGCUUAAUCAGAUACAAGCUGGAUUAUCAGCCCUUGAGGAUGCCUUGAAAUCUGGAUUUGAAGAUUUCAAGAGAAUCCGAACAGAUCCUGAUCUUGCUAACCUAAGAGCAGCUGAGGAAUUUGACCCUUUGCUAAAAAGAUUUGAUGAGUCAUUCAUCAAUGAGAAUGCCAUCAAUGCAAUCAAGUCCAUAUUUGGCAUUUUCAAUAAGAAAUAAGAAAAUUGUGUUCUUCUUUUCUCAAUUUUAUACAUGGAUGGACUCGAGUUGUUAUUGUGUUAUGUAAAGCUAACAAAAGGGUUGGCUGAGGCUUUUGCUUUCAGGGAAUCAAUUUGUUUUUAGUUUGUUGAUAUAGUUUUACUUUUUGAACAAAUGUUGUGUAGUUCUGAAAAAUGUUUUCUUCAUUAUUUCAAAAUUUUCAUCAUCUUAUUACUCA
Molecule: messenger RNA, 1361 nt
Organism: Humulus lupulus (European hop)
Lineage: Eukaryota; Viridiplantae; Streptophyta; Magnoliopsida; Rosales; Cannabaceae
Product: protein MET1, chloroplastic
Exons: 7
Coding region: 122-1144 (340 amino acids)
Molecular function (GO): protein binding
Source: RefSeq, a predicted model, not a curated record